This is a messenger RNA of Ostreobium quekettii, 4299 nucleotides long. The record is from the annotation of a GenBank genome assembly. NCBI's taxonomy places the organism in Eukaryota, Viridiplantae, Chlorophyta, Ulvophyceae, Bryopsidales, Ostreobiaceae.
AUGGCUCGCGGGCCCCCUGGCAGCCUCGUCUGGCGCGCCCUGGCCGCGCUGCUGCUGCUCUUCACCGGGGCCCGGUCGCAGGAGACCGCAGGGUCGGAUGGGGCCCAGGAUGUGUCGGUGUCGUCGGCGGCGGGCCUCCAGGCCGCCCUGUGGCCGUCCGUGAACCGAACGGUGGAGAGCAUCACGGUGGAGAGGGACAUUGCCCUCGACCGCCUGUCGCUGCUGCCCACUCUGACCGUCCGGGGGGAACUGAGCAUUUGCGGCGCGGAUCAGGACGUGAGGCUGACGGCUGUUGAGGAGUUUGCGAUCCUGAAGCUGGACAGCAAGCUGACCCUCUGCGACAUGACGAUCGACCUCACGUUCGAGGAGCCCAGCCUUGAGACCGGGCUCGAGGACCUGUUGUUCGACCUGACACCGCGCGGCCGCCUGGACUACGAGGGCGUGGUGUUCCACGUGGGCCGGGGACUGUUCAACCGCAUGCGGACCAUGAUCGAGGACGCAUGGGCGGGGAGGAACGCCGGCCGGCGGCUGGACUUCCGUGGUAGCGUGGGCGCGACCACGCUCACGAUCGACUUCGGGGCGAUCGGCCAGGAGGUGGUAAUGCGCGACGUGCUGGUGCGGUUGGAGAGGACACCCGCGGACAUCCGGGCGCGCAAGGCGGUGGCCAACGGAGACGGGGGCUUCUCCACCGUGUUGGCGGCCGCCACCGAAACUGCAAUCCCCCUGGAGCUGACCCUGGAGGGCAGCUUCGCCGUCCCACCGUGCCUGCUGGAUGACUUGCAGUCCGGGGAUCGCCUGGCCGUGCGCCGGCCGCUGACCCUGACGCCCGACGGGGAUUCGUCGCCGCGGAUCGUCUUCGCGGACGGCGACGGCAUCUUCCAGGUGGACAGCCAGGUGCGGCUGGACGGCGUCAGCAUGGAGGACAGGGCCCAGACGAUCGAGCUGCUCGUCAACGGGACGGACGGGCCGGUCGAGUGCGAGGACGCGAUGGCGUGUUUGAAUGACGCCGCCAAUGCCACCGUCACUGUGGCCAUGGUCAGCCUUGCUGGCAUGGCGUUCGACCGGGAUGCGCCGGGGUGCCGGCUGGUUGCGCGGGACGCGACCAUCUACCAGUCGUGCGAGUUCGUGCAGGGCUUCUCGUGGGCGGCGCUGUACCAGAGGAACCAGGAGCUGGCGGGCGGCGAGAAGUUCUUCAGGCGGGGCGUGUGGGACAUGGAGGUGCUGGACAGGCAGAACAUCAUGUUCAAGCGCCUGGCGGGCUGGGGCCUGUGCCUGGAGAACACCAUCAUGACGUGCGAGGACGCGCCGGAGGCCGACAUGAUCGAGCCCAGUUGUGACGACUUUGACGACUAUGAGGAAGUUCUGGAGCCCGAGGAACCUGAAGAGCCUGAGGAACCUGAGGAGCCCGAGGAACCUGAGGAGCCCGAGGAACCUGAGGAGCCCGAGGAACCUGAGGAGCCUGAGGGUGAACCUCAAGAGGAGCCCGUGGAGGAGCCCGUGGAGGAGCCAGAAGAGCCAGAGACACUUGAGGAGCCCGUGGAGCCAGAAGACCCUGAGGACGAGCCUGAGGUUCAACCUGUGGAGCCUGAGGAGGAGCCAGUGGAACCUCAAGAGCCUGAGGAACCUGAGGAGCCUGAGGAGCCCGUGCAGUUUGUGGAGUCAGUGGAGCCAGAGGAGCCUGAUGAACCAGAAGAACCUGCAGAAGUGCCUGAGGAGCUGGCAGAGCCUGUGGAAGAGCCUGAGGAGCCAGAAGAACCCAUUGAGGAGCCAGAAGAACCUAUAGAAGAGCCCGAGGAGCCAGAAGAGCCCAUAGAGGAGCCAGAGGAGCCCAUCGAGGAGCCAGAGGAGCCCGUUGAGGAGCCAGAGGAGCCCGUUGAGGAGCCAGAGGAGCCCGAGGAGGAGCCAGAGGAGCCCGAGGGGAGGAGCCAGAGGGAGCUCCAGGAGGAGCCAGAGGAGCCCGGGAGGAGGAGCCAGAGGAGGAGCCGAGGAGCCUCAGAGUGGCCCGAGGAGCCCGUUGAGGAGCCCGAGGAGCCCGUUGAGGAGCCCGAGGAGCCCGUUGAGGAGCCCGAGGAGCCCGUUGAGGAGCCAGAGGAGCUCGUUGAGGAGCCAGAGGAGCCCGUUGAGGAGCCAGAGGAGCCCGUUGAGGAGCCAGAAGAGCCUGUAGAAGAACCAGAGGAGCCCGAAGAGGAACCAACUGAGGAGCCGGAAGAGCCUGUUGAAGAGCCUAUUGUGGAGCCCAUCGAUGAGGGACUCGUUACUGCAGCAGUGUCUCAGAGUGGAGACGGUGGAUCUUCGGGGGGUAUGAGUGCUGCAGGGGUUGUUUUGGUUGUCUUUGGGACCCUUGUGGCAGUUGCCUUGGGUGUCACUUACUUCUUCUGGAAUAGGAUAGUGGAUUGUGUGGUGGAGGCCAGGGAUAGGAAGCUCGACGACGUGGAGAUGGGCGGUUACAAGCGAAGUGCUACAGGGAAGUGGAAGGGCCUGACCGUGGCGAUCAAGACCAUGAUUUUUCAAGACACGAAGGACUCAGCCAACAGGCAAAGGCAGCGAGAGGUCUUUGAGGCGGUCAACAGUGUAACCCACAAGAAUAUCGUCCAGACAUAUGGGUACUACUUCAAGAAGCUCGAGUCACCAGAUGUGGCUGCCAAGCUGAAGUCCAGCAAGCAAGAGAAUCCACACAUCAUGGUGGACUGGAAGCUGUACAUAAUGCAGGAGUUCUGUGAGGGGGGCAGCCUGAGGGACUGCCUCGAAGAGCGGCUGCGACUGCUGGAUGCAGAAGGCCACCCAAGGCUGGAGAAUCUGUGCGAUAUUGGCCAAGGUGUGGCUGCUGGAAUGGACCACCUCCAUGCACGACACAACAUUGUCCAUGGCAACUUGUGCACAAACAACAUAUUGCUGAGGCGGGACCCCUCUGACAUACCCGGUUCACCAGGCAUGCCGAAGAUCGCCAACUUUGGGAUGAGCACCAAGAUGAAUGUGUUGCAGAGCCACGUUUCGAACCACUGCGUAGGCACACCGUUCUACACGGCCCCGGAGGUGUCCCAGCAUGGAGUUAUGUCCAAGAAGGCAGAUGUGUUCUCUUUUGGGGUGUUGCUGUGGGAGCUUUACCACUCAAAGAAGUGCUACCACAAGACUGAGAAGUCCGGACUGCAGUACGACCCCCUGUUCCCUAAGUUCCCCAUCACCUGCCCGGCCCCCUAUGCGAUGCUCUGCUUCGUGUGCAUUUCUCCGGACCCUCACAGCCGCCCUGACUUCAAUUUUGCAGCAAGGACGCUUGCUGCACUGCAGAAGCAGAUCAAACGUGGUGCAUUCUUCAACAUCCACGACGUGCGAGUCAGGAACAUGCAGCUGGCUGCCAGCCUGGGCAGGCUGACAGCGAGGACGAUGAUAGAUCUGAUCGCUGAACGCUCGGGCAUCCCUGUCAGGGAUCCAUCCAAAAGGAAGACCUCAUCUGUGGCAAGCAGUGAGUCAGAGUCUGCCCAAGGCUCUUCAAGCGCUCACGGCCUGCGCAACAUCGUUGGUGGACAGGACAGGGAGGAUGAAGACACAGAUUCUAUGGGAGGUUCAGGACACCUCAGGCGGCCGUCAGUGACUCCAUCGCACUGCAUGGUCGCAGUAUCUGUCGCCCAGGAACACAUUCCCAUUGCACCUGUGGGAGUCAACGAGGAGUGGGCAAUAUCGUGGCAGUGCAAAUCGGGUGGCAAGCUGCCUUGGCAACACGCUGCAUCAGAGGAUGGCGCAUCCCAGGAAGGGGCAGAGGACUCGACCAGUCAACGUUGGCCUUCCCCAGUAGCAGGGAAAGCGGCUCCUGUGAGCAGUGGGUCUGGCAAGGGCGCAAGCAGGUUCGCUCAUACGAAAAAAGGUGGAGGGUACGGGGCCCAGAUGGUUGAUUCGCAUCCAGGGAGCAUACACGCUGCUGAGGCUCAAGUUGAAUCCAAUGGGAGCUCCACUCCAGGCUAUGCACCAAUGCUGUAUACAGGGGACACAGAUAACAACAGCAGCACAAUCCAGUCCAGAAGGGGUUCAUGCUCCAGGAGCAGUGAGAUCCAGCGUGGUGCAGCAAGGCCAGCUCUUGAAAGGGCUUCUGGUGGCAGCCAGGCGAGCUGUGACGCACCGAAUGGACCUGUGGAUGUUGACCUGCAGUCGCCUUACUUUUUCCAGACGACGCUGAACGAUGAGGAGGUCAAUUCGCCCCCCGGGGUUGAUGUACAUUCUGGGCUGCUGACAGGAGUGCGGCAAUCGGAUGAAUACUCUCCACAGCAAUCAGGUGGACUUCGCUACAACUUUCCCAGCCUGUAUUGA